GUACACCACCUUUGUGGAAGUGGAGGACGUGGCUCUCCGUGCCACCAUGCUGCUGAACUUCAGCCUCGUCUCCACGCUGAUGCUGCAGUUUGCGAUCUACCGCGAUACGCGCCCACUCCCGCCAAAGCCGCAAGAGAUCGAGUUUGAGCCGGAGUCGCCCAUAGAGUCCAUGCCCACGCCCAAGCCUUUCAAGCGCCAGAACUCCAUGUUCCAGGCGAUCGCGAGCUUUGGCUCCUCCCGAUGUCUCUCUGAGAUGGUCGACGCAGAGAUGAUGGAGAACAACGUGGCGGUCAUCCGGUCCAGGUCAAGCGUGUCACUGUCCCAGUUCGCUCGAUCCCUGUCCUGGAGCGAGUAUCCGCCAGCGAGCAACUCUGUACCGGCCCUCGACACUUUCGACCUCCGGCAGGCCAGUGCUCCAUCGCCGGCCCUCCGCCGCAACUGA
Messenger RNA from Symbiodinium natans, 442 nucleotides. Lineage: Eukaryota; Dinophyceae; Suessiales; Symbiodiniaceae. The record is from the annotation of a GenBank genome assembly.